Messenger RNA from Chironomus riparius, 448 nucleotides. The record is from the annotation of a GenBank genome assembly. NCBI's taxonomy places the organism in Eukaryota, Metazoa, Arthropoda, Insecta, Diptera, Chironomidae.
GCGGGUUUUUUUGUUUUGAUUAAAAUAAAUUUAAGUUUUUAAGUCGAUUUUAGCAGAAAUUAGCCCAAAAUCAGAAUUUUUUGAAAUGGAUGAAUCAGAAGCAAUCCAAAAAAAUGCACGAAAUUCUAAAACUAAAAAGCGCAAAAAUUCUGAUCAUGAUGACGAACCCAGCGAAAAAAUGAAUGAAGUAAAUAACGUUUUAAUUGGCAAAAGACAUACUUUAGCAAAUAAUAAGUGCAAAGGUAGUAAAGAUAAAAACGAUGAACUUCGAAAGGAAAAGAAAUCUGGAAAGAAAAUUGGAAGUGAAACUUCAAAACAAAGUUCCUUGAAUGAGAUCAAGGAUAGUAACGAAGAGAUUCAACAAAAAGAAGAGGAGCCAGAAACUUCUUCUAAAGAGGAAACAACAAAAGAAGGUCGUGUAUUGAGAAGCUCUCGUAAAUGAUAUCCU